This is a messenger RNA of Dermacentor silvarum, 5296 nucleotides long. RefSeq names its product germinal-center associated nuclear protein (gene xmas). The record is from RefSeq and is a predicted model, not a curated record. Gene Ontology annotation, cellular component: nucleus; transcription export complex 2; cytoplasm. The transcript has 28 exons. Gene Ontology annotation, molecular function: nucleic acid binding. Gene Ontology annotation, biological process: mRNA export from nucleus. The coding region runs from base 133 to 5292 and encodes 1719 amino acids. Lineage: Eukaryota; Metazoa; Arthropoda; Arachnida; Ixodida; Ixodidae.
UAGGCAUGGUCGUAGGCGACGCGCGGGCUAAGAAGCGCACUGUUUUGCCUAUGGUUUCACCGGCGAUGCGGCCUUCGUUAAGUGAACGCUUCAAGAUUAUGUGCAAAUUGUCAUACGUCAAGUCAAAGACAUAUGUUUUCUGAACAGCCUUCGGAGGGGAUGUCUAAACAGUCUGAUGACUCCAAGCCGCCUGAAGGUGGCAACGCCCAGCUCUGUCAGAGCACGCCUGGAAAUCCAUUCGCGUUGACGACCACCUUCUCAUCGGGGGCCUCGACCGUAGCGAGCUGUGGCCCAGCAGCCUCGACGCAGAGUGCAUUUGGGAAUGCGAGCAAGCUUAGCUUCGGUGCAAAGUGGGAUUGCCCAGCAUCCACAGCACCCCUUUUCACCUUUGGAGCCUCUGCUGGAAUGCCGUCUGGUGCAAGCCAGAGUGGGUUCAAAGCAGAGCAGUGUUUUGGAGCAAAGCAAGGCCUCCAUGGAAUGACUGCCACGACAGAUCUUGGAAGCCAGGCGGAACAGCCGUUCAAGCUGUUUUCAUCCAGUGCUGCGUCGGCUACCUUGUUUGGGAACCCUGCACUCGGCUCACCACCUCCUUCAAAUGAGGCAACAAUGUCAUCGUUCAGUGGUGUCGCUACAUCCCGGCCAGUACUGUAUGGCAACAGUGGAAGCACACCAAUUGGAAGCUCAGCUGUGUUUGGCCAAAGGAGCACGUUUUCAAGCACCCAAGCUCCUCUCAGCGCCACUGCAAUUGAAGAGCCGGAAAAGACAGCCCAGUCAAACAUUUUUGGAAACGCGAAGGAUGUGUGUGGUCAAACGGGCGAGAAUGCUGCUUCUCAGCAGGUCAAGACUAGCAUGUUCCCCAACUUGCAAAAACUGCCAGCAGCCACGAGCUCUGUGCCACCUAGCAUGUUUGGGGUCCAGAAGCCGACCUCUGGAGCAGCAGGCGUUUUUGGCAGAGAAGGCCAGUCCACCACUCGCGCAGUCCAGCCUCUCUGUGACAACAUUGCAGAAAGGGACAAGACCUCCAAGGCCCAAGUGCAGGAACUGACCAAGGUUUCUGCAAAGGAUGCACAGCAGCCCACUGAGAAGGGAAGGUGUGCGCAGGCAUUGUGUCAGCAAAGGAGGCAUGCCACCAAGGUGACUGCAACACCUGAGGAGAUCAGCAUGCUGACUACGUUGCUGUGCAACCAUGUGCCUGCUGAGCUCAACGAUCGUGAAGUGCUGCUUGAACACUUUGCCCAGUUUGGCCGGGUUGAGCGCAUCACCUGCAACCUCAAACGCAAGUGUGCCACCAUUCACUUCACCGACCAUCAUUCUGCCGAGUUGGCCAAGAAAAGAGGGACCACCAUCUCCAAGCAGUUUCCCCCUGUGGAAAUCUUCUGGUGCUCAAAGAGGCGCCCCUCUGGUCCGGGUGAAACUCCCCCAUGCAGUUCAAGCACAGAGGUGGAACUGGCCAAGCCCUGCAUUGUGGAAAGACCUCGAGCGACUACCGCAACGCGACGCAUCCGGUCCGAGCUGGACCGAGGCUCCAAGCGGACGACAGCCUCGCGGGUCAAGGGUGGGGAGAGUGCCGACAACCUGGUGGCCAAGAACCACCACGCAGAGGAAUCCCUGUCGUCGCUACUCAGGCAGUCUGCACACAGCGUGGGAGAACGGUUUCGAGUGCUUGAUGCACGGGACAAGAUCAUCCGGCUGCGGCUGCAGAAGCAGAGUGACUUGGCCACCGCACGUGCCACCAGGGGUACCUGUCCCGACAUGUGCCCCGAGAAGGAGCGCUACUCGCGCACAGACAAGAAGUGCCUCUCCUCUUUCGAGAUCCUCCCCGGCAGUGACGGGGUGAUGGACCACACACGUAUGAUCAAGGAGUACAGCCGCUCCUCUGCCGACCAGGAGGAGCCCCUAGCUCAUGAGCUGCGGCCACCCCACGUGCUGCGACACACCAUGGACUACCUGCUGGUGCACCUGAUGGACUCAGCCUCACCGAUCUCCGGCACAGCACCAGCCGUAGGAGAGUGGUACGACUUCAUCUGGAACCGGACACGUGCCAUCCGCAAGGACAUCACGCAGCAGCACCUGUGCGAUGAAGUGUGCGUGGCCUUGGUUGAGCAGUGUGCGCGCUUCCACAUCCACUGUGCUGCUGCCCUCUGCGAGGAGGACAUGUCGGCCUUCGACCCCAAGAUCAACAAUGAGAACCUGGUCAAGUGUCUGCAGACGCUCAAGCACUUCUACUACGACCUGUCCCUACGCGGCUUGCACUGUCCAAAUGAGCCGGAGUUCCGGGCAUACGACGUGCUCCUGCACCUCACCGAGGGAGACACCAUUAGGCAGGUGCAGAAGUUGCCCGCCUGCGUGCGCUGGUCGGCCGAGGUGAAGCGUGCAGUGGCAGCAUUUGCAGCCCUCAACAGCAACAACUAUGUGCGCUUCUUCCGGGUGGCAGCCCAAGCACCCUACCUGGCGGCUUGCCUCCUGCACCGCUACUUUGGACAGGUGCGCCUGCGUGCCUUCCAGACCUUCCUCAAGGCCUUCUGCCAGCCCAACCACAGCGAGGAGUUCUCACUGGAGGUGUUGGGGCGACAGCUGGGCUUUGACUCGGCAUCCGAGGUGCGCGUAUUUGCAUCUGCCCUGGGACUGCGCACGAGUGAGCAGGCCCUGCUGCUGGACCGUGCCUCCCAGAUCCAGCCAGAGUUGAUGGGUGCCCUGCCAGUUGGACGCUCCCAGUUGCUUGUCGAGUCCAAGCGCAUCACCUCGGUGGGAGAGGUGGUGAACGGGGGUCUCCUGCCACCAGAUCCUCAAGAGACAUACCAGCCGCAUGACAGCUUCAUGCUGGACGGCACGCUACGCCCGGCAGCCUUUGACGCCACUGACCAAGUCCUGAAAUGCUGGGGGGAGAGUGCACGGAAGGAACAAGAGCCUGCCCCAGAGGUGGAACAGCAGCCAGAGCCAGGGCCAGAGCCACUUGUUUACCCUGAUGAGGUGAUCGAGGAAGUGCUGCAGGCGCUGGUCGAGGAUGUCGUGCAGCACGAGCUGGAGGCCAUAGGGCAGGACUCCGUGCUCACCCAGGUGGCCGAGCUGACAGCCACAGCCCUGCUCGAGGAAGAGACACACCAGCUCUCCAAGGCAGCUUGCCGGGAAGAGUACCUCUGUGCAGAAGAGCAGCGCCUGCAGGAGAAGCUGCUGGCCAAGCGACAAGCCCGCGAGGACGAGGAACAGGCACGGGAGCAGUUGGCCGCUGAGAUUCUGCACGAGGGCCUGGAGAGCGAGGCCAAGGACCUGUGCAGGGGCUGUCACGGUGAGGCCUUGGGCCGGUGGCAGUGGGCCCAGAGUGAGCUCAUCCUGGCCAGCCUGCUGGACGAAGUACCCCAGGAGGAAAGCUGCCACGUGGCCAGGGAUAGCCUGGCUGAGGCACAGCACGAGCACAACUGCAAGCGGGCCGACCUCUUUCGUUGUCGCUCCCUUCUGGCCACAGCAUUUGCUCGCUGGGUGGAGUUCUGUGAACGAGAGAAGCGCCAGAGGAGAGCUCGUGAGAGCUUCCCUGCAGCGCCCAGCAUGCGGUGCAACUUGACUGACCCCGGCCUCAAGCUGGAGCCACCGGUGCCUCGCAAAAGGGCCAGGAUCAGCUGGGACUGCCUGUCCAAAGGACUCGACGCAGGUGUGCUGAUGAGUGCCCUGACAGAGGAGCUAGAGCGAGCCCCACUAGACCUGGACCAGCUGCUGAGGUACACCAGUGCCAAACAGCAUGAAUUCCCAUUCAAGUUGGUCGUGUGCCUCCCAUCAGCCGACAGCGUGCAUUCAUACAAAGCACAGCAGACCGUGUCCCAUGUGCGCAGCAAACUGGGUUGUUUGCCUCAGCUGGAGGAUGCCAAGGUGGAAACCAUAGCCAGCCGCCAAGGCAGUGCCACAUCUUUCUGUCUGACGGUUGUGCACGGGGAUGACUUCUCCUCCGAGGGAUGGGACUCCAUGGGAAGGCCUAGGUUACUCUCGGGCACGUCUGCUCUGCUGCUGGUGCUGGUGGACACAGAUGAAACCAAGGACCAGUUGGAGAGGCGGCUGGCAGAGACCUUGAGGGACACUUGGAGGCUGCGCCCAGUGCCGUGCGUGUGCUUGGUGGACCUGGCAGACCCAGCGGUCAUUGGGAACGUCGUGGAAGAGGGCCACCUCCGAGGGCUCCUUCCCCAAGUGUGGCGCAUCUCCUCCUGCAGCCAAGAAAAGGUGCCUCCCCGCAAAGUGCUGGAGGAGGCAGUGUGGUGGUGUUCACAGUCUCGUGUUGUGCCCCCUCUGCUGCGGACUAGCCUGCUAAGAGACUUCGUCAGGACAGGCGUUUACCAGCUGGUUUUCGAUACCAUCAACAGUGACCUGACCCAACACGGACUGCGUUGGCAGUUCCCCAACGACAUGAUCAAGCUGUACAACUGCACGCUGGACCACCUUGCAGCCGUGGCAGCCUCGGAGCAGCUCCUUGAACUGAGCAUUGUUGCACCAGAGGUCAAACAUCCAAGGUACAGCCAAGACUGGAAUGAGCCCCACCGCCUCAAGGCACUGUGCAGGCACGUGAAGUCAUUGAAGCUAUCGGAAGUGUGCGGUGACACUUGCGAGGUGGCUACGUUGAGCAGCUACGUCGAGCAGCUGUGCGACCAGCAUUGGUGCCUCGCCCACCAGAAGGCAGCUCUGCUCGGAAGCAUUGCCAAUGUGCUCACACAGCAUGGGGAGAGCAGUCCUCGCCUGUCGUCUGCAACACCCUGGGUUGACAUCCUGCAAGAGUGCUUCUGUCAUCGCCUCUUUGGGUCCAGCUUUGAGGAUGAGGGCACCGGGGAGGAACUGGUGGUGCACUACCUACCUGCUGAGCUGGACCAGUUCAACGCAUGGGACACCUGGGUGGACAUCACGCUUCGGCCCACCAUGGUGCCCUCAACGCCUGAAACCAGCAGCCUGCUGCCAGUGAUGCCUGCUCACGUACCCUCUGCUGGGGAGAAAGAAGCGCUGCAACCUGUUGGUGGAACCGAUCAAGUGGUGGGGACAUCAGACUCGCAGCAGCUGCAUCAGUUCGAGCUGUUGCUGGCACGCCAUAAGAACCUGUCGACCUCAUUUUCUUCCCAGCUGGAAACCAUGCUGACAACUCCCAGCACUGUCUCCACACUUGACCAGGAGGACAACAAAGAAAAUGAUGUGCCAUGCUUUGGGUCUACUUGCAAACAGAAUGUUGAGGAUAUGCUUGCUGUGCUGGAGGCAAGAGUUCAGGAAAGCCGCAAGUCGUCAGCCAUGUUCCACACCUUUGCAACGACUGUACUGAAAUCAUAAAAAC